Molecule: messenger RNA, 1716 nt
Organism: Colletotrichum chrysophilum
Lineage: Eukaryota; Fungi; Ascomycota; Sordariomycetes; Glomerellales; Glomerellaceae
Exons: 4
Coding region: 1-1716 (571 amino acids)
Biological process (GO): mRNA processing
Cellular component (GO): nucleus
Molecular function (GO): RNA binding
Source: RefSeq, a predicted model, not a curated record
AUGUCCGGCUUAGACGUCGAAGCUUUGCUUGACGCCACGGCGAAAAGCUCGACCGAAAGCAAGCCAAAGACCACCGAGGUGGAAGAUCGUCCUAAUGGAGAUCGCCCAGAGCGCCGAGACCGCGACCGUGGCCGCGAUGGAAGCCGCGACCGCGACUACGACCGUCGACGCCGAGACCGCGACCGCCGCGAACGCAGUUCGACUCGAAGCCGCCGUGGCACACCGGAAGAACACAAGGCAUCCACCCCUCGGAGCGACGCUGGCAGCCACAAGAGUAGGCGAAGAAGCCGAAGCCGCGAUGAUGACCGCCGUCACUCACGUCGUCACAGAGGAGAUGGUGACUACUACAGAGGCGGACGCAGACACUCUCGUUCUCGUUCUCGCUCACCCCACCGCUCUUACCGCUCGUCGCGUGACGACCGUGACUACCGCGACCGUCGGGAUCGCUCUGAUCGCUACUCGGGGGACCAUCGCCGGGCAAGGGACGACGAUCGUAAUGAGAAUUCCAAGCGUGAGGCAACACCACAACUUACUGAAGAUGAACGGGACCGCCGCACUGUCUUUGUCCAGCAGCUCGCCGCCCGUCUUCGCACUCGCGACCUGAAGGCAUUUUUCGAAAAGGUCGGCCCUGUCAACGAGGCCCAGAUUGUCAAGGACCGCAUCAGCCAAAGAUCCAAGGGAGUUGGUUACGUUGAAUUCAAGAACGAGGAAUCUGUCACUCAAGCUCUUCAACUUACUGGGCAGAAACUGCUAGGUAUCCCUAUCAUAGUUCAGCUCACAGAGGCCGAGAAGAACCGCCAAGUCCGCAACUCCGAGACCGCUACCGGCGCACACCCAAACUCGAUCCCCUUCCAUCGACUCUACGUUGGCAACAUUCACUUCAACGUCACCGAACAGGAUUUGCAGGCUGUUUUUGAACCCUUUGGUGAACUUGAAUUUGUCCAGCUCCAAAAGGAUGACAAUGGACGCAGCCGAGGCUAUGGUUUCGUGCAGUACCGGGAAGCUAGCCAAGCCAGAGAGGCACUCGAAAAGAUGAACGGGUUCGACCUUGCUGGUCGCCCGAUCCGUGUUGGCCUCGGAAACGAUAAGUUCACCCCUGAGAGCACUGCCAACAUGUUGCAGAGAUUCCCUGGUCAGAACCAAGCGUAUCAAGGCUCUGCAUUCUCGGGUGCUGGCGGACGUGGCCCGCAGACAUCAGCAUUUGACCGUGCCGGUGGACGAGACAGCGAAAAGUCUGGUGGUGCCAGCGCCCUGGAUGACACCGAUGUUGCCGGAGUCAACUUUAACAACUACAGCCGUGAUGCCCUGAUGAGAAAACUUGCCAGGACUGAUGAAGCUUCGAACGGAGCAGAUGAGCGACAGGUUCUGAAGCCCAAGACCGAGAUUAAGCCCUUACCGGUCAACGUUAGCAUGGCUAGCCGAUGCGUUGUGCUGCACAACAUGUUUGAUCCCGAAGAGGAGGAUGGUGACGACUGGGCUAAAGAGCUGGAAGACGAUGUGCGACAAGAAGCCGAAAAGAAAUAUGGUCGUGUUGUACACAUCGCAGUCGAUCCUAACUCCAAGGGUGACAUCUACCUCAAAUUCGACAAGGUCCAGGGCGGCGAGAACGCCAUCAGGGGUCUCAACGGUCGCUACUUCGGAGGCAGGAUGAUCGACGCGUCACCUGUUGUAGAUGCCGUCUACAGCAGUUUGUUCUCUCGCACACGAGCGAUCUGA